UAAAACCUGACACUUGGUAAUACAUAGGAGUAUCAAAAACUGAAUAAUGGGGUUGGUUAAGCCCACUUAUGAUAUUGUGCCACCGUUAGCGUUUGUGGCGCUUUGUGCAGGAGCCGUGACACAGUUAGUUGCGAUAAUCCUCCCAGGAUGGAUGAUAUUGGAUGGAGAGGAGCGAGACAAGGUGGAUCUCUUGGGCAGCUACUAUUAUACACAAGGCCUAUGGGGGAGCUGCAAGAUUAAGAAAUAUUUAAAAGUAAUUGAGAAGUGUGAAGGUUAUGGAGAUGUAAUGGGUUUCACAGGUCAACAAUGGUUAAGUGCAGUCAAAGGAUUGACAAUUGCUGCUGCAUCGUUUGCAUUUUUGGCAACUAUCUCCACCUUUGUGUACCUACUAUGGGAGAGGGUUUACAAGAAGCAGUUCUCUGUGGCCAUCAUCAUAGGCCUAUCUGCAAUAUCAGUGAUACUCCUGCUGGCCGCAGUCAUUUUAUUUUCAGAGAAAUCCAAACCUGCUGUUGAGAAUCUUAACGCAAGGCUCUGUUAUUGUUUCUACUUUGAAACCAUGGCACUGUUCUUUACACUCAUUGGAGGCUUCAUUGCUGUGCUUGAGUUGCUCUCUCUGCAUGGUCGGAAUAUGACCAGUCUCUAUGUUUCGGGGCAUCACAGGAUGCGGGACAGUUUCCAUGAAAUGGGACCAUCAGGGGGAGGGGAUGGGAUGCAGGGGGCGGCAAAGCCUAAACUUGUAUUCACUAUUGGAGAGAGUUCAGAGGCGUGAAUACAUAGGAGUAACACAUAUAGCUUUUAUUGCACAGAAUUUGACAGUGAAAUCAAUUUGCUCAAAUCUAACAGCUGUGGGAGUAUAUUAUCAUUUAGUGCUUAAUGCAGGAUGUUUCGUUUAUCAAAAAGAGAAUUUUUCAAAUAUUCAAAAAUGGCUACAUUAAUUAGAUGGGCUCACAUGGUGAC
Messenger RNA from Owenia fusiformis, 957 nucleotides. The record is from the annotation of a GenBank genome assembly. Lineage: Eukaryota; Metazoa; Annelida; Polychaeta; Sabellida; Oweniidae.